This is a messenger RNA of Bactrocera oleae (olive fruit fly), 7162 nucleotides long. RefSeq names its product HEAT repeat containing 1 homolog l(2)k09022. NCBI's taxonomy places the organism in Eukaryota, Metazoa, Arthropoda, Insecta, Diptera, Tephritidae. The record is from RefSeq and is a predicted model, not a curated record. Gene Ontology annotation, molecular function: snoRNA binding. Gene Ontology annotation, biological process: positive regulation of transcription by RNA polymerase I; maturation of SSU-rRNA from tricistronic rRNA transcript (SSU-rRNA, 5.8S rRNA, LSU-rRNA). Gene Ontology annotation, cellular component: t-UTP complex; small-subunit processome; 90S preribosome.
UGCUUCCAAAAAAAUUAUUCUUCCUUAUAUCAAUUAUAAACAUAUAUAUUCCACUUAAUACAUAAAAUACAAAAUUUACGAAUAUUGCCAUCAAUAGGGUGCAUAUGGCCGAUUUUUUUCCCAAUAAUUUCUCAGAUGUUAGCAACAUUGUUUCAACACGUUAUUGGAAUUUUCGACAGCCCGCGUGUUUUGUUGCGUUUUGCAAGUGAAAAAAUACGAAUUUAGGAAUAUUAUAAAUAUUUAAUUAAAUUAAAGAAAGUGCAGAAAAAUGUCGACUUCACUGCAGGAGCAAUUACAGCGCCUGGCCGUGCCCCAGACCAUGGCAUUGGCUGAUUCGCGUUCGAAAGCUUCAGUGCUUUUUGAUCGUAAAGAAGCUGGCACGAAAACACGGCGUAUCAUAUAUGAAAUAGGUUUAGCUGGUUUGCAGGAGCUCACAGCGCUGAAUCCCAUCUUUCAGUCUUUUGAAAAUACGCUAUUCAAUGAAUCCACUAUUGAUUUGGAACGUUCCGUCGAGGAGGAAGAAGUAAAUAAACUACUCGAUCGUAAUAUCAAAAAAUUCCUACAACACCUUUCACCCUACUUCUUGUUGCGCCCAACGCUCAUGUGUUUGGAAUGGUUAAUACGUCGUUUUCAUAUACAAGAAUAUAAUCGCAAUGCGCUACUAGCUUUAGCUUUGCCGUAUCAUGAAACGAAUGCGUUCAUAUUAAUAUUGCAAGUAAUACGUAUUAAACAAGCUGAUCAAGAAUGGAAUUGGCUGCGUCCAUUGCAGAAACCCGGCGUGCCUGUGCCCAAAACCGUUCUGAUCAACCGCGCUGCCAGCGAUGUGGCCUUCCUUAAAUUCAUUUGUCAGGCGACAUUGGAUGCUGUGAAAGAGUUGGGCACACGUGCCAACUCGCUGCAGACGCAACUGAAUUUUUAUGCUUCCGUUGUUGUUGGCGCACUCGAGCAUGCAGCUACUGUAGAGGAGUGGCACAUAAUAUCUAUACUACCUUCACUGCUUAAGGGUCUACAAUCUGAAGUAUUGGAUUUCGCAGCGGCCGCUUAUAUUGUGGCCACCCAAUUGGUGGCGCGUACACAAGUAACGCCGAAAUUGUGUAAUGCUUUGUUAGAGCGCGCUGCGUCUGUGUCAUUGGAACGUUUACGUCAAACAGCCGUGUUAUUUUUGGUGUUUAUCUUCGAUAGUCAGCACCGUGCUAAGCCGCAAUUUAGUGAAAAUGCUUUAUUGCAUUUGGCAACAGAAAAAUGGUUUACCGCGAUUUUUGCCGCCUUGGCUAAAGGCAAUGUAUAUUUACAUGCAUUGUAUGUGGCGUUGUUGCAACAAGCGCUCAGCGCCAUACAAGCAGAGCACAAAGAUUCGGAUGCUUUGAAGUCGUUUCUUGAACGUUUAUUAAGUGAUGUGGUGUUGAAUGAUGAUACGGCGGAGGAAAUGAUUAACGCUUUUCUCAAUGCAUACGAAGAGCAGCCGCUGUCACCGCAGAAUGCGAUACAGGAUGGUGAAAUGAUUGAGCUCAGUUCGGACGACGAAGAAAUGACAGCUAAUAAUAGCAACUUCCAAGCUUGGUAUUCUGAUUAUCUACGUAAGCUGGAGCGAAAAUAUCCCGUGGCAUUUGAUCACACCCUAAAGCAUGGUCUAACCUCAAAUUCGCAAGAAUUCGCCAGCAAGCGCAGUGUGCUUAAAAUGGCUUUAGGUUUCCGUUUAAAGACGUUUGAUCCAAGCGCCACAGAUAUCUACGAACAACUCUACCACUACACAGCCAAAAUACGCGCAUUUGCCGUGCAAACCCUCUUGGCAAACUUACGCGAUUACAGCGCGCGUCCUCAAAAUAUGCAUUUACUACGCGAAUGCCUCGCCGAUCGUAUAGCAGACGACAGUGAAUUGGUUAUUAAAGAAAUCUUGAAGUUGCCGACCGCCGAGUUUGUGCAAGUGCUAGGCGCUGAGAAGGUAGCUGAGUCCUUAAUUGCGAUUUUGAAUAAAGUGCAGCAAGAUGCCGAACACUGGGCGCCACUAACAGCAUUAAUCGUGCAGCAUUUAACGAGCGCAGAAAUUGUAGAGCACUACGAUACAAAUAUAGUAUUGUUGGCUUUAAUGCCGCUACUCUUCCCUGACAACAGUAAAACCAACACUUUCAUGGCCAUUACUAACAUACUAAAAAGUCCUUUAAGCGCAAAGAUUGGUUUCUUGCAAGAGCUGAAACUGUUGUGUGAUAGUGAAAGCUUCAACGCAGUCGAAUUUAAGAAACAAUUUCUCGAUGUCAUCUCCAAAUCAACAGCAACGCCGACAGCGUUAAGUCUCUUUCGCAGCGCAGAGACGCAUGGCGAACGCAUCUUUAAAAACGCUUUACAUUUUUCACAUUUCUUGCUGUUAGCCACAGCCUUUUUGAAAACCGAUUUGACUGGCGCCGAGGCUCGUUACGUAUUCACGCAAAUACGCACGAACUACCGACGUUUUCGCGUGCGUCAACUAGACAGCAAACAAUGGGAUUUGGUGGAGAAAGAGAAAUGCAUACCAUUGCAACUGUUCUCCGAUUUUAUCGUCUCGCUAGCGCAGCAUACACAUUUCGAGCAUCUCUUCGAGUGGGAGCAAAUACACGAUGAUCUGCGCACAUUUUUAGACAUUUUCACUCUGCUCGCCGAGGAGGGUUUCCAACAAAGCAAAGCGGCUGCGCAGCAAACCGAAUGGUUGCGUACGUUGAAAGAAGUAUUCGACAAUAUCUUCGAUAAUGCGCAGCAAAAGCUGGAAUUUCUCAGCAAUUUCUAUGUAUAUGAGACUAAUGCCGCGCUUGGCGCCGACUAUGCGCUGCUGCGUUUGCGCGCUUUCAAACUAACCAAUGCGUUAUUCAAAAAUAAAAACAAUAAAUUGCAUAUCAAUACCGCACACGUGUUUCGCUUAGCUAGCGCUUUGAAUGCGCCCUCGGAGACGACGCGUCUACAAGCGCUCGAGACGCUUCAAGUGCUGAAGGCGUGUGCGCAAUUAAGCGCGCCGCUGCAGUACUUCGUCGACAGCAUAUUGGCGCGUAGCUAUGAGUUUAGCAUGGAUCACGAGCAAUUCCCACUCAUACUCUAUACCAUACUGAAGCCGUUGCAUAAGAAACAACAACCACAAAGCUUAAAAGUGUUGCGUGAAAUUGUGCAAUUGGUCACCGCCGAGGAUGCGCUUAAACAUGCCGCGUUCACCGCGCAAAUACUGCAGACGCUCAAGCAUAUAAACGAUGCCAGUUUGCUGGCCGAUUUUAUACCGUUAGGUGCGCGCACGCUCACGCAGACGCACGUCGAGGGCGCCUUGCUGCUUUUGCCGCAACCCUACAGUACUAUAUUGCAAUUGAUAUGCGAUCGUUUUGAGCGUCAAACCAUUGACACUGUGCUAGUGGAUCAAUCCGCCGCUUGGCAAUUCAUCGUGCAGCUAUUCGGUGCGCACAACGUGUACAUACAACAUGGCAGUAAAUUGCGCGCGGCGCCAUGUGUGCUGCUCGAGGCGCUCGAUGAGUACUGCUACGAGCAGAUACCGCAAAUUUACAAAACCGACUUGAUCAAAUUGAUUGUGCAAACCAUGGCCGUCACCGACACCGAUGCAAUCUUUCUAAGCGCCAAUAAAUUGUUGAAGCGUUGCAGCAUCAACUGUGCACCAUUGGUGGAAUUGCUAGCUCAAAUGACGCGCAUCGUUGCAGUCAACGAGGAGGGUGAUGGCGCCGCCGCCAAGCGUAAGUCCAACGUCAUAUCAGCAACAAAGCGUGACGCGCAAGCGCAAAACCAACUCGCAACGCAAAUCACCACCAAAGCUUGGAAGCAGGGUGUCGCAUUGCUGGAAUUGCUCGAGCACAAGAAAAAGCUCGAGGAAGCCGAGCAAUUGCUGCCCGCGCUCUUCGAUUUGUUGCGCUUCUGUUUGGAAUUGGAGGAGCAAGCUGUGGUCGAGUACACCAAACAGUUGACGCUCUCAACGCUGCUACACUGCUGUCAGCUAGCGCAAGCGGCCGGCGUACAAUUGACUAAAGUGUUGCCCAAGUCGACGUUCCGCAUUGAUUUGAUUGUGCAGUGUGUGCGCGCCGCGCAGAAUCCGCAAACGCAGAAUAAUGCUUUGCUGUUGUUGUCACAUUGCGCAGCGCUCUUUCCGCACCAGGUGCUGCACAGCGUUGUGGAUGUGUUCACAUUUAUGGGCUCGUCGGUGGUGCGACACGAUGAUGCAUUCAGCUUUCACAUCAUCAAUAAUGUGAUCGAAUCGAUUGUGCCGAUUUUGGUGCGCUCACAGCAUGCCGACAGUGGUGUCGAACACAGUAACACGUUGGAGCUCGUCAUACCGGUGCUGAAGGUAUUCUCCGAUAUACUUUUGGACGUGCCGGAGCACCGUCGCUUGCCACUGUACAGCAAGCUGCUGUUGACGCUUGGCGGUGAGCAGUUUUUAUGGAUUUUCCUUUGUAUCGUCUUCGAAGCGCAUGUGCUGGAGGAUGAGAAGCAGCGUCUACUGCAACGCAAACACAAGAAUGAUAAGCCCAUCGGUCCGGCAGCGGCGGCUGAUGAGAAAUACUCUAAACGUUUGGAAAUCUGUCUGGAGCUGACCAAUGCAUUCGCGCCCGAAAUUACGCUCGACACUUGCAUUGAGCUACUCGGCUAUAUCAAAUUAUUGCCGAUGGAUAAAGCAGAUACGGUAGGCGUUAAAGCUAAAGCGAAGAAGUCUGUCGACGCCACCGAACAAAGUCUGUUCGAUGUGAAAUGUCGCACCGCCAAACAAUUGCGUCACUACAAAUACGUUAUAAUGCAGUAUCUCUCGGGUAUUUCGAGUUCACCACAAUUUUUGCGUAAAAUCGCUAUGCUUAGCGAUGAGGAACAGUUGGCCAUAAAGCCAUUUUAUCAAAAUUUUAUCAUAAAAACACUCUCGUACAUACCGUUAGUAAAUACAGCCAUCGAAACAGUUGAGGAAACAUCACAAUUGAAAUUCUGGAAAGUCAUACUACAUCAUUUGCACGAUGUGUUGGACAAUGCUAUCUCAUUGCUAUCGCCUGACAUGUUCCUGGUCGUCAUAUACGGUCUCAUGCGUCAUCAAUUGGUCUCCAUACGCAAGAAAGUUAUCGAAUUGUUGAUUAAUAAACUACAAAAACGUGAUGGCUACUUUGAUAGCUGUGAUCCGCAAAAUUUCUAUAAUCUUCUAGAGCCGCUUAGCGACAUCACCAUGGGCAUACUUACACACCACGAGUCGUCGUCAGCCACAUCGGGCACUGCUUCACCCUCCACCCCCACCAAUGAGUUGGUUUUCCUGCAGCAGACAGCGCUCAUUGCCAUCAAACUCUUAUCGAAAAUGUUUGCUUUGCAACAUAUUGACGAGUUCAAGAAAAUACUCGCCCAUCUCAUUAAGGUGCUGAAGCAACGUUCGAAGAUUUCGAAAAUUGUCUUGGCUACAGUUGUGCUCACCAUUAUAGAGAUCUCUUCGAACUUGAAGGCUCACUCGUUAGCUUUGCUGCCGAAAUAUAUGCCUCAAAUGAUAGAGAUCCUACAGGAUCAAGCGAAACUCGUGCAGUCUCAGCUGCCGGAUAACGUGUGCAUCGCAAUCAUAACAGGCACGCAAAAACUCUUCGAAUCGCUGCCACUCUUCCUGGGACCCUACGUCGUCGACGUAAUAACAGCGUUGAGUACAAUUUCCGCCAACAUCAGCGCACAACAAACCGAGCGCGAUCAGCGCGCCACCACCGCCCUGCACCGCAUCAGCCUAAUUUGGUCGAAAAUCGCCAGCGAUGUGCCGGUGCGCAUACUGGUGCCAAGCUGUGAAAAGUCCUAUCGCAAGUUAAUGGCCGCACACAAUUACGCCGAUAUCGCUGUGCUCAUGCAACUACUGCCCGAAUGCAUAAAUAAGACACCAAGCGCCGAGCUGAGUGCCUUACAAAGCGAAUUGGGCGCAUUCUUCUUACACACACUUGAAUUCCGCCUGCAGGUGCGUAACAAUUGUGAGCGUGAGCGCGUUGCCAGCGCGGAGAAAGUCAUUAUUGAUGCAUUCGUUACAUGGGUGCUGAAACUAUCCGAAACCAGUUUCCGUCCAUACUAUCAGAAAGUCUACGAGUGGGCCAUCAAAGAGCGCGCAGAACGUGAAACCAUACUGACCUUCUUCUUGCUCACCAACAAAAUCGCCGAAGCGCUCAAAACGCUAUUCUUACUCUUUGCACGCGAUUUCAUUAAUGAUGCGGCGAACUUGCUCAACGAAUAUAAUGCGGCAAAGCAAAAUAUUGAAGAAGAUGUGGAGGCACUCACCAGCGAUAUUGUCAAAUCCAUUUUGAAUACGCUGUACACGCUGUUCCUGCACGACAGCAACGGUUUCAUUAACAAUCAACGCUUUGAGGCGCUUAUGCAGCCGUUGGUCGAUCAGUUGGAGAAUCGUUUGGUGUUGGAGAGCGAAGAAUUGCAACAGGUUUUGCAGACGUGCCUCGCCCAACUGGCUGCGGCCGUCUCCAAUGACAUCAUGUGGAAGCAACUAAACUAUCAAGUGUUGAUGAAGACACGCACCAAUGUGCCGGAGGUGCGCAUAUUGUCAUUCAAUUGUUGUUUGGAGAUUGCGCGUAAAUUGGGCGAAGACUUUACGCCACUGCUGCCGGAAACGGUGCCUUUCGUGGCUGAGCUCUUGGAGGAUGAGAACCAACGUGUCGAGAAGAAUACACGCAAGGCUGUGCAGGAGCUGGAAAACAUACUUGGCGAAUCGUUGCAGAAUUACUUAUAAGUUUGCUGAUAGAAGAUUUGAAUGUGUAUAUAUAAGAAUUUUAAUAAAUAUUUGACAAAGUUUCCAAGCAUCCAUAAUACAAGAAUCUGCUGUCUAAAAUUAUAAGUUUUCGGGUGCGUUGUUCAUCAAUCAAACACUUCAAAACUAACUAGCAUCACUCAAAUUGGAAAAUUUUCAGCACUCGUCAAUCAUUUUCAUUAAGCCAUGGCUUAGUUAAAAAAUAAUUUCUCAACAUCAAGCAAAUUACACUCAAAUUACUUCACGCGAACCAUCAAUCAAUCAAAUAUUUUAAAAUUCAUAUAACAUCAAUCACACAGUGAAAUUCAAAUCAAGCGCAGAAUAAUAAUGUUUACUUUAAAUCUUCAAUCUGCAGAUCAAUAUUCAUGCAAACCAUCAUCAAUCGAUCUGCAGAUUAAACUUCAUGCAAACCAUCAUCAAUCAAAUAUUUUGAAUUUUAUUUUACAUCAA